AUGGUUAACAAGAGAUUCCUUAAUAGAUGCCUAUCAGAAAAAGUGGAGCUGGAAAAAUACCCUAGUGCUUACAUAUCGUCAGAUCCCGUUGUUCCCGUUGUUGGUAACCGCUAUAUGAGAGAUCCAAAGCAGCAAGAGGACGACGGACUGGAGCAGGCUAUCCGAGUUUUAAGCAAGCUAUUGAUUCUUCCCUGGCCAAGUGGUGAAAGUCCAUUCAUUUAUAUAGAAGCUCCUCGAAAACCAGUAACUUAUAACUUUCCUGAAAUAAACACAAGUGACGAAGAGCAAACCGAAGAAAACAAUGACGUAGGUCCAGCUCCAUCUAAACGAAUGAGGUACUAUAGAAAAUAUCCCUGGAAAAGAGAGAACUUGGGAUACGAUCCAGAAAACCCCUUCGUUUGCUACCCUUCUAAAUCAGAAAUUCACCGUCUAUUGGUAGCUCUUCGUGAGGACCGCUACACCGACUACAAAAACGCUCCAGUAGAUUUUUGUAACCGAAAACGACCGGCGCACACUAUUUUAACCAAUAUUCAUUUUGGUGGUUAA
This is a messenger RNA of Diabrotica virgifera virgifera (western corn rootworm), 546 nucleotides long. RefSeq lists its product as uncharacterized. Lineage: Eukaryota; Metazoa; Arthropoda; Insecta; Coleoptera; Chrysomelidae. The record is from RefSeq and is a predicted model, not a curated record. The transcript is spliced from 3 exons. Bases 1 to 546 code for a protein of 181 amino acids.